AUGGAGCUCGCCAGGCGUGGAGGACCCAGUAGCUGCCCUCCGGAAUAUCAUCACCAUGAUUGCCGCGAGGAGGGGAACGGGCAGGCAGACAUUCAGGUAGAGGAGGAAGAGACGACUUUUGAGACGUCUCAAAAGGAGGAGGAAGAUUCGUUCAUCAGUCCCGAACAAGGGUCGAAGGAGAUCGACGAUGAAGCGAUACUUCACCUGCUGACCGAGAAACAGAGGCCGAAUAGCGGUGGUUUUAGCGCUGUUACAGAGCAAAGCAGCUACACUGUUAUCAGCGACGAGGGGAGUCCUGACAUGGUGCCAACGAAUGCAGCAGCAGCACUGACUCCUUCUGACGGUUCAUCAGACCUUCCUCAGGAAACAACGCCAUUGCAGCAGCAGCAGCAACAGGAGGAGGAGGUGGAGGAGGAGGAGGAGGAGGUUCCAAGCGGAGAGCCUGUCCCUCCGCUUGGUGAGAGAGGGGAGGGUUCCGUCCUUCCACCUGUCCCUCCUGUCCUUCCGCCUGUCCCUCCGCCAGUUCCCCCGCACCUGAUGAACUGCGAGGCGAUGAUCAAAGCGGUGACCCAAUAUGAGAGGUUCGCGCGUGGGCGGCAUGGGGUGGAGGAGGUCCCGUGGGCUCUGGUUCGCGAGGGGGAACGCGGUGGGUCAAUGGAAAAGCAUCGAGUUUUGAGAGCACGGGGAAUAAGCGGCGGAAUAUCAACCCGCGGGGUGGAAGAGGUCCCGUGGGCUCUGGUUCGCGAGGGGGAACGCGGUGGGUUCUUCCCGGAGUUUUCCCAAGGGAGGAAGCGGGAGGGUGCGAUUCAGGCGGGGCCUGCUGCAAGGAAGGAGGUUGAAGAGGAGCAGAGAGAGGGGGGAGGAAGGGGGAGGAAAUUGGGGAUAGCAGCGAGGGGAGGGAUGGGCAAGGAGAAGGAGAGGAGGGUUGGGAGGCAUGGUGGGGAGAUUGAGGAGGAGGGGGAAGAGGAUGGGGGAAGGGGAGGGGUGGUGGAGGGGAGGGGAGGGGUGGUGGAGGGGAGGGGAGGGGUGGUGGAGGGGAGGGAAGGGGUGGUGGAGGGGAGGGGAGGGGUGGUGGAGGGGAGGGGAGGGGUGGUGGAGGGACCAUACCCGCCGUGGGUGGUGGGGGCGGACGAGGAGAACUACCCGCUGACUCGGCGCGUGCAGAGAGACAUAUGGCUGCACCAGCACCCUGAAAACUGCUCCCUCCCUUCAGUCAAGUUCCUCUACGCCACCUUCGUCCCUCAGUCCAAGUAUGGCAUUGGAGCGCAGCUCACCAACGUGGCAGGGGCGCUGGCGCUGGCGGUGGCGUCGGGGCGGGUGCUGGUGUUGGGGAAGUUCCCGAGGGCGAUGCACGGCGGGUGUGAGGGGCGCAAGCAUGGCCGCUGGCACUGCUUCUUUGCGCCGGAAACGAUGGCGUCGGGGCGGGUGCUGGUGUUGGGGAAGUUCCCGAGGGCGAUGCAUGGCGGGUGUGAGGGGCGCAGGCACGGCCGCUGGCACUGCUUCUUUGCCCCUGAAACGAGCGAUGCAUGCCGAAGGUGUGUGUGUGGUGUGGUGUGGUGUGGUGUGGUGUGGUGUGUUGUGACGUGGUGUGGCGUGGUGUGGUGUGUUGUGGCGUGGUGUGGCGUGGUGUGGUGUGUUGUGGCGUGGUGUGGCGUGGUGUGGUGUGUUGUGGCGUGGUGUGGCGUGGUGUGGUGUGUUGUGGCGUGGUGUGGCGUGGUGUGGUGUGUUGUGGCGUGGUGUGGCGUGGUGUGGUGUGUUGUGGCGUGGUGUGGCGUGGUGUGGUGUGUUGUGGCGUGGUGUGGCGUGGUGUGGUGUGUUGUGGCGUGGUGUGGCGUGGUGUGGUGUGUUGUGGCGUGGUGUGGCGUGGUGUGGUGUGUUGUGGUGUGCAAGCACGGCCGCUGGCACUACUUCUUUGCAUCGGAAACGAGCGAUGCAUGCAGAAGACGAGCCCAUGACCUGAUGGCCGAGCAGCAAUUGCAGAAUCCUGCCACAGCAGAACCAGCUUCAAACCUUCGGGCAAAAUCGAAUCUCCCAGUGAAAUCAGACGUGCACUCGAGCCUGCCUGUGGUGCGGCGGCAGGAUAUUCCCGAGGAGCUCGUGUGGUUUCCCCCCGUACCCUCCUUGUGGGGGGAGCCGUGGCUGCGCAUCCCUGCUGUGAUUGAAAUCAACGGGCACAUGCGACAAACCACCAAGACUGGCAACAAGGACCGCUGGUGGAGGGCGCAGGCGUGGCGCUUCCUCAUGCACUCGCCCUCGCGCUACCUCUGUGCCGUCAUCAACCGGGCCAGGCACGCAGCCUUCGGGCCAAUGGCAGCUCGCCACGUGGCGCACGCAGAAGCCGCGAUUCUUCAAGCUGAGAAGCUGAUCUUUGCUGCGAGUACUCCCCGUGUUAACCUUUCUGAGACUGAGGUCCAACAGUCCAUCUCUGCCAAUGCGGGUAUUUUCCAGCGUAAUCGUUCGCAGAGUGGCGGUUUUAACGGCGUUCUCGUAGGCGCCAGGUCAGCGCCGUGGGUGCCGCGGCCUCUGGUGAGCAUGCACGUGCGCAUGGGGGACAAGGCAAGGGAGAUGCGGGUGGCGGGCUUCGGCACGUACCUGCACCUGCUGUCAAGAGUGCGAAAGUUCGACCCUUCCGCUACAACCGUCUGGCUGAGCACAGAAAUGCAGCCGGUUGUAGAGAGGGCCAUUCGUACUCCUGGGUGGGACUGGAAGGUCACCAACGUACCUCGGAUGCAAGGAAAUGAGAGCAUGCCAGCCUUUGAGGCUCGGAUCGGGCCCCAGCGCAGCGUUGAGAAUGCUUGGGUAAAUUUGCUUAUGGCAGCAGAGGCUGAUUAUUUCAUAGGUGCUCUUGGUUCGACGUGGUCCAUGCUAAUUGAUGGCUUGCGGUGUACAGGAGGAAAGAUGCUCGCUGGUUUUCUAAGCACAUCAAGGGACAGGCAUUGGUAA
Messenger RNA from Closterium sp. NIES-65, 2943 nucleotides. The record is from the annotation of a GenBank genome assembly. Lineage: Eukaryota; Viridiplantae; Streptophyta; Zygnematophyceae; Desmidiales; Closteriaceae.